Molecule: messenger RNA, 937 nt
Organism: Physella acuta
Lineage: Eukaryota; Metazoa; Mollusca; Gastropoda; Physidae
Product: expansin-YoaJ
Source: RefSeq, a predicted model, not a curated record
ACCAAACGUCAACUGUAACAUGGGACAUUUUUAAACUGCUGUGAACUGCCACUCACAUGCCGAUUCACAUGUAUAAAAGUUGGAAGUGGUUCCAAUAUCAGAUUUUAUGUAACACGUUCAGAAUGGCAACGUUAUGGUGUUUGAUAUGUCUUCAAUUCAUAUGGUCUUUUACUUUUGCACAGUCUGGAGUCAGAAACCAGGCAGUCCUAGACCUGUUCACUAAAUCUUACAAAGGUGAUGGUACGUAUUAUGGCGACAUAGUCGAAGGCUCGUGUCAAAUAGCCGCGCCCCUCCCCCCAGCGGCCACCAACUCAAAGAUCACCGCCUUGGUGGCGUUGAACAGACCCCAGUACCUGAACUCACUUGUGUGUGGCAUGUGCAUCAAGGUGACAGGUUCAGGGACUGGGCAUGGCUCAGAUCCUAUAACAGGUGUCCAUAUUGUCUACGUCAAAGAUCUGUGUCCAGUCUGUCAUGAAGGCGACGUCGACUUCGCACUGAACGGAGACGGCCGCUGGGACAUUGAUAUUCAAGCUGUUCAGUGUCCAGUAGGGUCAACUAGCAUCCAGUACGCUUUCCAGGGCAGUAACCCGUGGUACAUCAAGCUGCAGAUUAGGAACGCCAGAAUACCCAUUACUGGCGUGGAGAUCCAGAAAAAUGGCGGCUGGGUGACGCCCACUCACAGCCCAGAUGGAUACUGGAUCCUGUCAGGAGGAGGAGCUAUGCCAGAUGGCCCGUUCAGAGUUCGGCUCACGGCAGCAAAUGGCCAGGUUUUAGAAGAUUCUGUGCCCAGAAUUGAUAAUGACAACAUAUUGGAAGGUAUCAACAAAGUCCAAGUUGCAUUUGAUCCUAGUCUUCCUGAUGCUUAGAGUUAUUGUUCAAGGGAAUGUAGAAUCAAGACUAUUUGAAGUGAAUAAAAAAGGCUUUUCUAAAUUUUUGA